This is a messenger RNA of Metarhizium brunneum ARSEF 3297, 4059 nucleotides long. RefSeq names its product Virulence protein SSD1 (gene SSD1). Gene Ontology annotation, cellular component: P-body. Gene Ontology annotation, molecular function: 3'-5'-RNA exonuclease activity; RNA binding. Gene Ontology annotation, biological process: mRNA catabolic process. The record is from RefSeq and is a predicted model, not a curated record. Lineage: Eukaryota; Fungi; Ascomycota; Sordariomycetes; Hypocreales; Clavicipitaceae.
AUGGAGCCGCAGCAACAGCAACAACAGCCGCAGCAGCAACAGUCGGCCCAACAGCAGCCGACUGGUGGUGUCCCUGGUCCAGCUGGGAGAAGACUGCACAUUGCCCAUCGGCGAAGCCCCUCGGAGCUGACUCCAUUGAUGAGCAUGUUUGCCAACCCUGGAAUGGAACAGUUGGCGAUUCAACAGCAGAUUGAACUGUUGCAGCAGCAGCAACAGCAGAUCCAGGCGACCCAUCAACAGUAUGUCAACAUGGGCAUGAUACCUCCUGGCCAAUCCCUUGGUCAUAAUGGCGCAUUCAAUCCUUUGCAGCCCAUGGGCAAUGCUUUCCAGUUUCCCAACCAAAUGGGACAGCAAAACAUGGCCCCUCCGAGCCAACCACACUCACAUCGCCGUAAUCAGUCGGCAAUGCCUAAUAUGGGCAUGGGUCCUCCGCCCGCACCGUCUUCUGGUGCUUCCGGCUCCAACUUUGGUAACUUCGAAGCUCCUCCAGCACACAACCGAGAAAAUACCGGCGGUCGAGGGGGCAGGGGAGGCUCUGGCGGGGGUCAUCAGCGACGACACUCGCUUGCCUUGGCUGAUGCAAAGAAAGCUGCUGAGAUCGCACAGCAGAAACGCACCACAAGCGGUUUCCAGUUCCCCGCUGCCCCCGCCCCGGCUUCUGACAAACCCGACGACGAGAACAAACCCGUUGCACCAUCCAACCUGGACAUAUCGGUUGCCCAAGGCUCUAACAGAGGUCGUGGUGGCCAUGGACGAAGCCAGAGCAUGGCUGUCAACGGCCGCGGAGGCUCCGGUCUCCGUAGCAGUGCUUUUAGUCUCGGCGGUGAUGGCGAUGGGCGACGCGGUGGUGGUCAUGCCCGCUCCGGAUCACGAAACUUUGAAGGCAAUUGGCGUACUCAGGGGCAGAAUCUAGACCAGGCUGGCAAUACUGGUCAAACUUCUUCCUUCCAGCCGGGCCAUAGGCCUCGUGGCUCUAUCAACCAGUCUGUAUCGUCAAUUGGGGCCUUCCAGUACAACCCCAACCAACCCCAACUUAUGCAGCUGCCCGGCCAAAUGAUGAUUCCCCAGAUGUACGGGCAGCAGCUCAACCCUAUCCAGUUGAGCCAGCUGCAGGCCCUGCAGGCUGCUCAGAUGAGUGGCCAACAGUUUCAGGGCCUUCAGACUUCGCAGCACGCUGGCCAGCUCGGUGGUCAGCAGCAACAGCAGCAGCAACGAAAGACGCUCUUUACUCCUUACCUUCCUCAAGCCUCCCUUCCUGCCCUUCUCGGGGAUGGACAGCUCGUCGCUGGUAUUCUUCGUGUUAACAAGAAAAACCGUAGCGAUGCCUACGUGACUACGCAAGAUGGCUUGCUAGAUGCUGAUAUCUUUAUCUGUGGUAGCAAGGAUCGGAAUCGCGCCUUGGAAGGCGACCUCGUCGCUAUCGAGCUUCUGGAUGUUGAUGAGGUUUGGUCUCAGAAGAAGGAAAAGGAAGAGAAGAAGAAGCGCAAGGAUAUCACGGAUACUCGCUCUGGCUCCACCAACCAGGGUAACCGAGACUCUGGUAAUAAUGAAGAUAACAAUGCCGCCGAAGGCGGUAUUCGACGACGCGGUAGUUUGCGCCAACGACCCACGCAGAAGAAGAACGAUGAUGUGGAGGUUGAAGGCCAGAGUUUGCUACUUGUUGAGGAGGAAGAGAUUAGCGACGAGCAGAAGCCACUCUACGCUGGCCAUGUUGUGGCUGUCAUUGAACGUGUUGCUGGACAGAUGUUCUCGGGCACCCUCGGCCUGCUACGUCCCAGCAGCCAGGCUACCAAGGAGAAGCAAGAGGCCGAACGCGCUGCCAGAGAUGGUGGCAACAAUCGCCAUAAUGAUUCACGACAGCAGGAGAAACCCAAGAUUGUUUGGUUCAAGCCUACGGACAAGCGGGUACCACUUAUUGCUAUCCCUACGGAGCAGGCUCCUCGAGACUUCGUCGAGAAGCAUCAAGACUACGCCGAUCGCAUCUUUGUCGCUUGCAUCAAGCGUUGGCCCAUUACCUCACUACAUCCAUUCGGCACCCUUGUUGAGCAGCUUGGCCGCAUGGGUGAACUUAAGGUGGAGACCGAUGCCUUGCUUCGUGACAAUAAUUUCUCCUCUGACGAGUUCUCCGAUGCUGUCCUGCGUAGCGUCGGCCUCCAGGAUUGGUCUGUGGCCAAGGAGGAAGAAUCCGAACUCGCAGCUCGUCGUGACUACAGAAAUGAAAAGGUAUUUACUGUUGACUUCAACGGUAGUGCCGAGCUUGGAAAUGCCAUCCAUGUCAAGUCCCGCCCCGAUGGCAAGAUUGAAGUUGGUAUACAUGUACCUGAUGUUACUCACUUUGUCAAGCCCAACUCACUUGUCGACCGUGAGGCCAAGAAGCGUGGAACCUCUGUCCAGCUCAUCAACCGUUUCUGCGCUCUUCUACCCCCGAAGCUAUCCAGCGAGGUUUGUUCCCUAGGACCUGACCAGGAACGCUAUACCACCUCUGUUGUUUUUAAUGUCAACCCUAAUAAUGGAUCAGUUGCGGAGGGAGACAGUUGGGUUGGGAAGAGUAUCAUCAAAAGUUCGGGCAAGCUUAGCUUGAAAGAUAUAGAUCAGGCUCUGGAGAACGCUUCCGAAUUCAAGAAUGAGGUCGUCCCUGUCAAUACUGUCCAGAUCCUCCAGGCUGUCGCCCAAAAGUUCCGCGAGGCACGCCUUGGAGCGGGCGGCGAACCGAUUGCUCCUUUGCGACUGUUCCAGCAGCUUGACGACGAGAACAAUCCCGUUCAAGACAACAUUUUCGACUCAACGCAAGCCUUGGAGCUUGUCGAGGAGCUCAUGCACAAAGUCAACAGCUACGUGGCUCAACGCCUUGCUGAGGGUUUGCCUGAAAAGGCUCUUCUCCGCCGCCAGGCGUCCCCCAACCCCCGCCGCCUGCAAACCUUUGUCGAUCGCAUGAAUGCGUUGGGCUAUGACAUUGACGCCUCUGGGAGUGGUGCUCUUCAGAACAGUCUCUUCAAGGUUGACGACACUGAUCUUCGCAAGGGCAUGGAAACUGUGGUACUUAAAGCUAUGCACCGUGCCAAGUACUUCAUUGCGAGCAAGACUCCUAAGCAAAUAUGGCCACACUACUCUCUUAACCUCCCACUUUACACUCAUUUCACAAGCCCAACUCGCCGUUAUGCUGAUAUCAUUGUUCACCGUCAGCUCGAGGCUGUUUUAUCAGAAGGCAAGAUUGAAUUUGCUGAUGAUGUGGAAAGCCUGGCUAAGACUGUUGAGUCAUGCAACACUAAGAAGGAGUCUGCCCAGAACGCACAAGACCAGAGCAUCCACAUCGAGUCAUGCCGCACUAUGGACAAGAAGCGACAGGAGGCUAACGGAGACCUUAUUUCAGAGGGCAUUGUUUUGUGCGUGUAUGAGUCGGCCUUUGACGUGCUUAUUCCCGAAUGGGGCUUUGAGAAGCGUGUACACUGCGAUCAGCUGCCAUUGAAGAAGGCCGAGUUCAGAAAGGAGAAGCGAGUUCUCGAGCUGUACUGGGAGAAGGGCGUGCCUAGUUCUGCCUACGUUCCCGAGGAUGAGCGUCCCAAGGCCGCCGCUUCUCAAAGAAUGACCAAUGCCAUGGCCGCCGCCCGUCAGGCAGAGGAAGCCGAGAGAGUCAAGAAGGAGCGCGAGGAAGCGGCGCGCAAGCAGACGAUCACCGGCACCAUCUCGACUGACGAUGUUGAUGCUCUGUUUGACGACGACGACGAGGACAACACUUCUGAUCUUACAGAAGCCAUGGCUGGAGCGUCCCUUGCCGAGCGUCCGACACAGAGCGUGCCAGGAUCUCCCGCUCGCUCUGCCUCGAACGCCGGUAAGCUUCACCGGACCCGUUCGGACUCGAAGGUUCCUGUCACCGAUGCCGUGGAGACCCGGUUGACAAAUAAAGAGAAGUACCUGAAGUUGUUCAAGUUGAGAGAGGAGGGCGGCGACUAUAUUCAGGACGUAACGGAGAUGACUCGGGUGCCCAUCAUCUUGAAGACAGAUCUCAGCAAGAGCCCGCCGUGUCUGACGAUCCGCUCACUGAACCCAUAUGCUUUGUAA